AAAUCGCAUUCCUUUCAUUCUCGCGAGCUUUCCGGGCUCCGUUAACCAGAAGAAGCGCUUCCGAAAACAACAUCAAUUUUAGAAGACCUUUUGCAUAUUUUCAGCUGAAAAUGUCGAAGAUGAGAAGAUAGUACACAAUUUUUGAUCAGCUGAAUAGUCUUGAUUCUGUCCAAUAAGAGGCUAACGACAGAUACCUGUUGACUGGCAUAGUAUGACCCAGUACCCAUCACAGACCAGCCGCUCUAACUUCAAUACUGUUGUGAAAGCAGAAGCCUCCUCGACACCAACCAUCUCCAUGAACAUGGCCAACAGUACCGUCGCUCCAGGCAAAGUUGCAGGCACUCCUGGGCCUGCAGGGAGAGUGAGUCCUGAAGGUCCUCAGGUGCUCAGUAAGAAGAAGCUGCAGGAUCUUGUGCGGGAAAUUGACCCAAAUGAGCAACUUGAUGAAGAUGUGGAGGAGAUGCUUCUUCAAAUUGCAGAUGACUUUAUUGAAAGCGUGGUUACUGCUGCAUGCCAGCUCGCCCGACACAGAAAGUCAAAUACUCUUGAAGUGAAGGAUGUCCAACUACAUCUUGAACGCCAGUGGAAUAUGUGGAUUCCCGGCUUUGGUUCAGAUGAAAUCCGGCCAUACAAGAAGGCGUGCACCACAGAAGCCCACAAACAGAGAAUGGCACUGAUUCGCAAAACAACCAAAAAGUAGCAGGAUCUGAAGAAUCAACCUAAAUUUUUUGUAACUUUUUCCUGUGCGUUUUGGAAAUGAAGAUGGUUUGAACCUGUAAAUGUUAUGUUAAUCAGAUGGGCAGAAUGCACUGUACACAGUGUUUACAGUAUGAUUCGGUUGACAUUUCACAUUUUCAAAAGGUGAGCAGCAAUUUACAUCAUUUUCCUGUACAGUUCAUGUUUGUUAAAACAUCAUUUAACAUUUUGCCAUGUAUAUUUUCGGAACCCAUCUUGGUCAGGGUCCUUGAGCGCCUUGGUGCUAUAUUGCCGUGUUUGUUAUCUCACAUGCAGACCUCUAUUAAAAUUGAUUAUUUCUUAUCGUUUUACUUGCAAACCACUUUUUCAGUCAUAUUACAUCGAAGGUCGACCAGUCUUUGUCAUACUCAGCUGACAUUAGUAGCUAUGCACAAUUACCAGUUGCCAUGUGUCUUUUGUUCAUAGUGUUCAGUGUUAUAGAUCUUUUAAGUAAUGCUUAGUAGAAUCAAAGACCCUUAGUGUGUGACUUUGUAAAAGUAAUUUUUUACUAAUUAUAUGCUGGGUAUAAGGUGUAAAUCGGUUAGAGAGGAAUUAUAUAUGUGUGUGUUCAUUUAGAGGUAUUAUAAACCCUCGCUAUGGAUUUGUGGGUGGAUUUAAACAUUUUUGAGGAGUUUGAUAUAAUUAUUUUUGCUCAUGUAUCACAGUGUUUUACAGUUACCUGUUUUCUUCUCAUGAAUUAAAGACACACUGAACUCGCUUAA
This is a messenger RNA of Misgurnus anguillicaudatus (oriental weatherfish), 1457 nucleotides long. RefSeq names its product TAF12 RNA polymerase II, TATA box binding protein (TBP)-associated factor (gene taf12). Gene Ontology annotation, molecular function: DNA binding; protein heterodimerization activity; TBP-class protein binding. Gene Ontology annotation, cellular component: transcription factor TFIID complex; SAGA complex. Gene Ontology annotation, biological process: RNA polymerase II preinitiation complex assembly; DNA-templated transcription initiation. The record is from RefSeq and is a predicted model, not a curated record. Lineage: Eukaryota; Metazoa; Chordata; Actinopteri; Cypriniformes; Cobitidae.